GGGAGGGGAUGGGUGGCUGAACAAGGGGCGGAGGACACGGCGCAUGACAAUAAUGACGUCGCGACCUCUGGCGCGCCAGGCUCCGUCCACCCACCAGAAUUGGGGUCAUCAAUGCGAGACAGAUGCGGUUAAGGAACUUCGUAGGCCGCCGCCACGACAGGAGAGGCAUUUGAUAGCUGUUUACCAGGGGCUCCACGGGAUUUUCUUCGUUCUUUGUUCUUCUCUCUCCUUCUCUCUCUCUCUCUCUCUCUCUCUCUCUCUCUGUUUUGCCAAUCCGUGUCUUGUCUUUGGGCAAAUUUCUUCCCCGCUCUCACUGUCUCUGCACCCCCCGGACACGUCUCACGAGGGAGGUGGUGUCCAAUGCGCGUCGCGAAAUCAAGGGGACCUCUCAUGUUCCCUGAAGUUUGCGGAGGGGUAUGGAGAGAUAUACCGACAAGAGAGCCUCCAGACACUGGCCGUCUUUGGCACCAAGGUUUGGGCUAGGUUGGCUUAUAAAAGAUUGGAUUGGGGCAUACGAGACGUACCGCACAUACCAGCGCAUGCCUGAGCUACUCCAACUCAUUACUCGAACGGUGCGGUGCUCCAGUCGGUAACUCCGGGGAUGGGAUUAUGGAUAAGCGGAUAGGCCUCACUGUAUGCGAUAUACCGAGUCGCGAAGCGCAGCGAGAGCGUGGCCGGGAGGAAAUCGGACAGGUUUAGCUACAUAUCCGGGCAUAGCCCCACUCGCGGCUGCCACUGCACCACCCCGCGUUC
Messenger RNA from Colletotrichum navitas, 753 nucleotides. RefSeq lists its product as uncharacterized. Lineage: Eukaryota; Fungi; Ascomycota; Sordariomycetes; Glomerellales; Glomerellaceae. Bases 44 to 547 code for a protein of 167 amino acids. The record is from RefSeq and is a predicted model, not a curated record. The transcript has a single exon.